GGCGCUGAGGAGGGCCCUGAUUGGCUGCCGACGAGGAAGCAGGAAGGGAGGACGGACGGAGCAGAGCAGGGGCUCGAUGCUGCCGCUGCUGCUUUCGGGGAGUUAGAGCACAUCGGCGGCGGAGGCGAAGGCGGCGGACCAGGAGGAGUGGCGGCGGCGGCAAAGCGACAGGACAGGAGCGGCGCCUUUCUCCCACCGAGGGAAUAGUGGCAGCAACAGCAGCCGACACCGCCCCCCUCCUCCGGCCUUGCGCGCGCGGGCCCCAGAAGGGGGCGCGCCUCCAGUCCCCAUCCCGCAGCCGGGCGGCUACGCGGUGGGAGGCGGCGGCGGCGGCAGCAGCAGCAGCAGCAGCAGAGGAGGCGGUGCUGACGCAGCAACGUGGAACCCGGGACUCGGGCGCCCCGGGGCGUUCCAGCCGUCGGAUUCCACCCCGGCCGGGGCCUCCGCCUGCCCUGGGUGGGCCCCGUUGAGCCGAACGGCGCCGGCAACGACGACGACGACGACGGAGCAGCCCGCGAUCAUCCCGGGGACUGGGAACAUUUACAAGAUGAUCUGCAGUCGACACCCCCUUCUCUGUAGCCUUUCUUGAAGUCAUUGUGUGUGGCUAACUGCAAGCAGGGGUGGACAUUGAUCCUAUGACGCAUGCCUGGAAGAAACAGCUCCUACUUCUGAAACACUCAGCUGGUUCUGCUGGCCGAGCUUUGUCACCGAUUGACGGUGGGAGAAUGGAUAGGACUGAGGCGGAGGAUAUCAAGCAAGGAAAUGGCACCGAAGGGCAAAACUGCCUGAGUAGAUUUGCAGGCGUGAAUAAAAGCAGGAAUUCACAGGAACUCAGAAAGACAUAUCCAUUGAGAAAACGUCUCGGCUCAUCCGUGGAUAAAAAAACAUGUUCGGUGCUCCUCACUAGACUGGAAGAUGUUGCUGGAUCACUGUCGGAGGAGACUCAGAGUGGGAUGAAAAGAAGUCUUGCCAAUUGUAUGGAUGACUUCAGACCUGCCUGCCUUCCCAAGCAAGUUCAGGUCGUGAGAGCAGGGAAACAAGAUUCUUCUGGGGGGAAAUGCACAAUAGCUUGUUCUGGAACUGAGCGGGAGGCGCACGACAAUGGUUUCUCAGAACCCAGGAAGCGAAGGCUGGCCUCCCUGAAUGCAGAGGCAGUGAACAAUCUGCUUUUUGAACGGGAUGAUGGCUUAUUAACCGGCAGACGUUUUAGAAAAGAUUCCCCCCAAGUCAGUGGAGUUUGUUGCACUAAGAAUAUAUGUUGCAGUACUCAGGGCCCUUGGCCCUUGGUGGAAAAGGAGAGCUCUAAAAUAGUGAAAGGAAAGAACCAAAAUCGAUCAAGUCAGAAGUAUGCUUCUUAUGACCAGUCGUUGGAUGGUGUCUUUGAAGGGAAAGGGCGGGAGGAUAGUGGGAUUUCCUACCAUCCUGCUCCAAAGAGAUUGGCCAGUCUCAAUGCUGCAGCAUUUCUGAAACUGACCCACGAAAAAGACCAGCCACUGAAGCCCAGGAGUAAAUCAACUGGAGAGAAAGAAAGAAAGCUGGAAAACCACAAUUCCAAAUCAAAGCUCAAGUGGGCCAAAGCCAGUGGGAAAACUUGCGUUAAAUCCAAAAAGGAAACGUCCACUAUAAAAAAAGAGGGUCAGCAUAGCUGGCAAGGAAUCACUGAGGGGGCAUUUAGAAAAGUAGUCCAUCAGGAUUCUCCUAGAAUUUUGGGGAAAGCGGAAUCUAUCAAUUAUGAACCGUUACCUAACUCUUGUGAAGGCACAGAAGGUUUCUAUCACAGACUGCCUUUGCUAAUGGGUGGGCAAGCGUCAAUGAAACCUGAAUAUGGAAGACCUGGAGAGAAAUCUCCUACUCCCAAGCAGGAAUUUCAUCAGCCUUCCUUCCCAGUACCUCAGUUCCAUCCUUUGCCCGUGCCAGGAAACCAUCUGGAUUGUGGCUGUCUGUAUGAAUCGUCGGACUUGACUCCAUUGAAUGGGUUUUAUGUUUAUUAUGGCCAAAGUGGAUACAAUAGUUACACUCAUUGCUCAGUUUACCCGAAGGACGAGCUGUCGCAGGCAACGAGUUGUGAGGGGCUUUUGGUAUCUCCAGGUUCUUUACCAUCAGACCCUUCGUUUCAGCCAUUUCACUGGUGUAACUCUCCGUACUGUUGUGGGGAAGGGCCGGCAGUUAACAGUUACAGCCUUUGCGGAGUUAUGCAUGUACCAGAAAGCAGAAUUAGUAGUGUGCAUACAGGGCGGAAUGGCUACUCCUAUAAGAUGCCUUUUGCAGCAGACAGCUGCAAGUCCCUGGACCAGCUGAGCCUCACAAUCCCUGUGGCAGGGCACCCUGUUUCACCUGCCCACCCACUCUCAGGAUGUCCGGUACCAAGUGUGCCACCAGCUGCGGAACCUGUUCCUCACUUGCAGACGCCCAACUCGGAGCCCCAGACUAUGGCCCGUGAAUGCCCGCAGAGUUCCAAGCCCCCCAGUGGCUCUAAAUCAGGCCUCCGUAAUACUGCCAGCUGUUAUGUGUCUGACAGCAAAACAGUUGGGACUCAGUCUCAUCCAAAGCAACAACGCAUCAACCGGAGAAGAGCCACCAAUGGCUGGAUCCCCAUUGGAGCAGCCUCUGAGAAAGCUGUCUAUGUUGUGAAUGAACCAGAUCCAACUGUUCGUAAGAGCUACCAGGCAGUGGAAAGAGAUGGAGAAAUCAUCCGGGUCCGAGACACAGUCCUCCUGAAAUCAGGACCACGAAAGAAAUCCAUGCCUUAUGUGGCAAAGAUAUCUGCCCUAUGGGAAGACCCCAAAACAGGGGAGCUGAUGAUGAGCCUCCUGUGGUAUUACAGACCGGAGCACACUCAGGGAGGCCGCAAUCCUAGCAUGCAUCAGAAUGAGAUAUUUGCAUCCCGACAUCAGGAUGAAAACAGUGUUGCCUGCAUUGAGGAGAAGUGCUAUGUUCUGACCUUUGCAGAGUACUGCAGAUUUUGUGCCUUGGCAAAGCGUCGAGUUGAGGGGAUCCCAGGCAAGAAAGCAGUGAUGGUUCCUCCAUCAGAAGAAUAUUCCACCCCUGCACAUCGCAAGGUGCCAGAGGACACUGAUCCAGAGCUGGUUUUCCUCUGCCGCCAUGUCUAUGACUUUAGACAUGGGCGCAUCUUGAAGAAUCCACAGUAACAGAGCUCUGCAACUGUGGGGUUGACGAGCGGUGAUGGCAAGAGAGCCAAGGGCAGGCCGACUUCAUUGUCGGUGCAUGCUCUUGUGGAGCACUGCCCAUAGGCACAGAACAGAAUGCCUAAGCACUCUAUCCUCUGCAUUUGGGGAGCAGAUUUCCUGUUAAGGCAGAUGUUCAAAGCACAGCACUUCAUAUAAAGAGCAUAAAUGGAAAUAUAUAUCUAUAGAGAAAUGUGUGUGUGUGAGUGUAUAUAGAUAUAGGUACUCACUUCUGUAAAUCUAUAUCUAUAUCUAUAUAUAUGUACAAUGAGCUUCUUAUAUUGGGGGGAGGGAGGGGAAAAGGAGGGAUGGUCCAGGGGAUAAAAGCCAGUAUAAACUGAAUCCAGAGCCAGUCUUGGUGGGGAUGGUUAGAACAUACAGAACAGAAACUAGCGCAGAAGUGAGUUGAGCUGCGAUACGUCCUUGAUCUCUUGUCCUAUAUGAAGGAUAAAGGCUGAGACCCUUCUGAUUGGUGUAAUACCUGAGGUUGGAGAAGGAUCCCUGUUUUGGAGGCAAUUAUGUACUGAUUAUCCUUCUCCUAUGCUAAAUACGUUUCCCUUCAUGAAGGUGAGAAGGACCACACGCGAGUUGGCUUAUUUUCUAUGUUUGUCCAGUCAGAUUGUGGCUUUCCUGACUGCCUCUGCAUUUCCCCUCCAAAGCAGGAAAUGGGAAAGAUGUAAUCGGAUUACCUCACACCAUUAUGAAAAGCUGCAUAUAUUUUGAAGGCUGCAGUCUUAAGCCAAUUGCUUAGCUGUGGUUUCAUUGAAAUCAGUCAGUCUCACUUCCAAGUAAAUGUGAUUUACGAUCAGUAUAUAUGAAAGCAGGGCCCAGCCUUAAGGAUUGCUCAUGUCAGGAGUGGGCGUGCACCUGAAAAACUCCCAGAAUUUAAGUGACAGCUGCUACAAAACUGAUAUCUACCCUCCAGAAGUUUGGAGCAGCAUCCCUUCUGUUGGUAGAAAUAGUUUACAUUCUUUCCCACCCAGUUCCAUUUUCUUUGCUCUUAUUUACCGUCCUUGUAAAGCCUGGAUUUGCACACGCUAGUGUACUUAGGAGGGCUAGAAACCAGAGUUAGUGAUGGCAUUGUGCUGCUUGAGCUGCAUUCUUUUGAAACAGGCAUCCUGGUCUGCUUUUGCCUGCCUACCUCUCUUCUCUCCCAACACCCCAGACAUCUCCUAAACGCUGACAUCUGAGUAUGCCCACCAAGGCGAGACUCUUUGGCUCCCAAAAGGAACUGACCAAUGAGAGGUUUGCAUUAUGAAAAACUGCUACCUGAUUCCUACAGAUACGUCUGCCUCUUGCCUUACAUGUAUAGGUGUUAGAAAUACUUUAGUUUUAGCUUUAACACAAAGCUAUUUCAGUUAAUUCUAAAGCAAACCAAAGGACAGCAUAAGAAGAGUCCACUGAAUCAGUCUCAUAAAGCUGGGAUUCCAUUUGUAGAUUGCACUAAUUCUAAAGAAUGAGAAUCAACACUGUAUCAGUCCAUGUACCUGCUGAUGGCCAGAGUCAUUCACCUGAACUAUUGACCUGUUUUUUGGGGGAUGGGGGUUUCUGAACUAGUGUUAAAUGAUAAUAGAAGUGUUCCUACGGCUUUAAUAUUGUCUUUUUCAAGUAGAAGUAGCACUACCUGUACUUGCCCUCAGGCUGAAAUUGAGAGUAAUUGCCACCUGUGCUGUAUGCCUGCCUGGCCUGGAGAAAGUAGCCCUGCCAUGUUCAGUUCCUUGUGCAUUAAUGCAAGUGGUAUCUACAGAUUUGCUCUACGUACCAAAGAGGGGACAGUGAUGGGGAGAAAGAAGUUGAAAAUGUCAAAGCUAGAGGCCGUGGUUGUACCACAAGGUCACAAGGGAAUGAUUCCUACUGCAUUCUAGUAGGGGAAGGAUUUAUUCCUGCUAUUAGGGGAAAUGUCCCACCCUAAUUCUGAGCAAAAAUCCAUGGCUGAUCCAAGUUGGCAAGUGCCAAUGUGAUGGUUUUAUUUUUCAUAACCAUUGUUUGGGCAUGUAGAGAGGCUCUUGGAAUUAGUAGUGCUACAAAGCACAUCUUAUAGCACAGGAAUGGAACUGAAGCAUGCCUAUGACGUUUCUAGCAGGUUGAGAGCCUCACAGUGGGGGAGACUCUGAUUUGAUGGAAGGAAGAAUAGAGCUGGCAUCACUCUUUUCAGUCUAGAGAUAUACAGGAGUGGUUUGGGAGCAAUAUUGUAGGUUCUGUAGCUGCUGCCUGUUCUUCCAUUUGCCUGGUUCUAGAGCAAAAAUGAGCAAUUGAAAUAGGGAACGUUCCCAGAAUGAUAUGGGUAAAACUGUGUGUUAGAAGUUGAAUAGUCUGAUCUAUGCAGAAUCAGAUUUGGGAUUCCUUUUUCCCCCCUGUGAUUGGGGUGGGGGAAGAAACCACAUUGCUAGCUAUGCUUUUUAGAAAAGAAAAGAGUAGUAGUGUUCAUGGUAUAGUGAUGGGAAUCCUUAAAGCAUUUAAUUCAAGACUGAAGUCCAGGGUGCCACUGCCCUGUUGAGAGAGGUUUUGAAUCGUAGCGUCAGAAACCAGAGUAACUUCCUGAAAAAUUUGAUGUCUGCUACUGCUUCCUCCUCCUCCUUCUCUGUCCUGUCUCCUCUCCAGGCAGGAAAAAAAAAACCAAUUGUACAAAAAGAAAGAAAUGUUAUAUCUGCCCAGGUUCUGUGAUAGGCUAGAAGCCCCCUAUCUGGAGAGGAGAAUCCCUAACCCUUCCAUGCUUCUGAUAUUGUCAGAAUCUACUUCAGGCCAAGAAAUAUUGUUUAAAGACUUGUGUGGUUGUUUUAUGCUGUUUUGCAGACAGCAUGUAAAUGAUUUGAAAUGUCUUAUCUGAAAUGAAAAUAUUUCAUGCUUUUUUAAUCUAUUAGAUAUGGAAAUAUUUUUGAAACUGAAAAUGCAGUCAGUAGAAUUUAAAUUGAAAUGUAAUACAUGUAAAAUAUAUUUUAGUUGAUAAUUUUGUAAAAUGCACUUUUUUGUGUCUCUUCCCAUGUUUCCCAGAUCUGUAUUUCAGUGUUUACAGAUGGAAUGAGAACAUUCCCUAUACCCUCCUUCUGUGAAAAAGAUAUAUUAGAAGUAAUUCUUAAAAAUAA
Molecule: messenger RNA, 6268 nt
Organism: Rhineura floridana
Lineage: Eukaryota; Metazoa; Chordata; Lepidosauria; Squamata; Rhineuridae
Gene: BAHD1
Product: bromo adjacent homology domain containing 1
Exons: 8
Coding region: 636-3149 (837 amino acids)
Molecular function (GO): chromatin binding
Source: RefSeq, a predicted model, not a curated record